CAGCCGACCUGCCCAGUGGCAGUGCUCCAACCGUCCUCCCAAGACCCCCACCCCACCCCCUUUAAUGCUUCUCUUUUCCCCCUUCUUUACUUAACCAUCUCCAUCUCUCUCUCUCUCCUCCUCCUCAUCCAAACCUACUUAGAAGUUAGAACUAUCCCUUUCACUUUUCACCACCCUAGCCAUGAAGAGCGCCACCGCCAUACUCCUCCUCCUCCUCCUCUCCGCCGCCGCCGCCGCAGCCGUGGCACGAGGCUUAGACGCCGAGUUCAAGUCCUCCAAGGGCGCCGGCGCCGGCGCCGGCGCCGGAACGGGGGGGAUACCGGGGCUGGGCUCCGGCGGGGGCGGGGGCGGGGGCGGGUUCAACAUGCCGGGCUACGGCAGUGGUUACGGCGGUCCAGGAGGCGGGUACGCGCGCGGCGGCGUGGUGCGGCCCUCGGUGGUGUGCUCGGAGCGCGGGCCCUGCUACAAGAAGCGCCUCACCUGCCCCGCCAAGUGCUUCUCCUCCUACAGCCGCUCCGGCAAGAACUACGGCUCCGGCGGCGGCGGCGGCGGCUGCACCAUCGACUGCAAGAAGCGCUGCGUCGCCUACUGCUGAUCCCUUUUCCUCCGCGCACCCCCUCGACCCUAUAUAUGUACCCCCUACGUACUCUGUAGUACGCUUUUUGAGCGUAGGUAUACGUAUGAUGAUGGUGUAGUCUUUGCGCUUCGGUUUUAAGGAGAUCGAGUACUUAAGGAGCUGUUAUGUGUAUGACUAUUAUUAUUACUAUGAUUAUUAUUAUUAUUAUUAUUAUUAUUAUUACUAUGUAUGCUGUGCGUGUGUGUGUGGAUGAAUGAAUAAAGAGGCCAACUUUAUCAUUGUG
Molecule: messenger RNA, 860 nt
Organism: Ananas comosus (pineapple)
Lineage: Eukaryota; Viridiplantae; Streptophyta; Magnoliopsida; Poales; Bromeliaceae
Product: putative glycine-rich cell wall structural protein 1
Exons: 1
Coding region: 182-595 (137 amino acids)
Source: RefSeq, a predicted model, not a curated record